Molecule: messenger RNA, 2147 nt
Organism: Echinops telfairi (small Madagascar hedgehog)
Lineage: Eukaryota; Metazoa; Chordata; Mammalia; Afrosoricida; Tenrecidae
Gene: HS3ST5
Product: heparan sulfate-glucosamine 3-sulfotransferase 5
Exons: 4
Coding region: 335-1372 (345 amino acids)
Molecular function (GO): [heparan sulfate]-glucosamine 3-sulfotransferase activity
Source: RefSeq, a predicted model, not a curated record
CAGAAGCCAGCAGCUUCAGCAUUGAUGUCUGCCAUUCUCCGUGCAUUUCUGGUGUCCACCGUACAAGUCUCCUUGGCAAGCCUUGGUACCCUGGGAAAUUGAGGAAGGGAAAAAAACCAUUACAAAUUUUCUUCUUAGAAGUUUCCAUCAAAUAUGCUUAGCACUUUCUGAAUGAGCUGAGGAUUUGAAGUGCUAAUAAGCAGCAAAUAACCCCAAAGGACAGCCAUAGGUGAGGAGAGGCCAUGGAAUACCCAUCAACCAGAUACUCAGCGCUGGAAUAAUUGGGAAGUGUCUGAAUGUAGGCUGCAGAAGUCCUGAAGAUUAAUGGAGGGCCAUGCUAUUCAAACAGCAGGCGUGGCUGAGACAGAAGCUCCUUGUGCUGGGAAGCCUUGCUGUUGGGAGCCUCCUGUAUCUAGUCGCCAGAGUUGGGAGCUUGGAUAGGCUGCAGCCCAUUUGCCCCGUGGAAGGCCGCUUCGGAGCCCGUGGCCAGGCUGAUUUCCCGCUCAGAGCCCUGCAGUUCAAGCGGGGCCUGCUGCACGAGUUUCGGAAAGGCAACGCAUCCCAAGAGCAGGUCCGCCUCCACGAGCUGGUCCAGCAGCUCCCCAAGGCCAUUAUCAUUGGGGUGAGGAAAGGAGGCACCAGGGCACUGCUGGAGAUGCUGAACCUCCAUCCCGCCGUGGUCAAAGCCUCCCAAGAAAUCCACUUCUUUGACAAUGAUGAGAACUACGCCAAGGGCAUCGAGUGGUACAGGAAAAAGAUGCCUUUGUCCUAUCCUCAGCAAAUCACAAUAGAAAAGAGCCCGGCAUAUUUCAUCACAGAGGAGGUUCCUGAGCGGAUUUACAAAAUGAACUCAUCCAUCAAGCUGUUGAUCAUCGUCAGGGAGCCUACCACAAGAGCGAUUUCUGAUUACACUCAGGUGCUGGAGGGGAAGGAGAGGAAGAACAAAACGUACUACAAGUUUGAGAAGCUGGCGAUCGACCCAAACACCUGUGAAGUGAACACCAAGUAUAAGGCCGUCAGAACCAGCAUCUACACCAAGCAUCUGGAAAGGUGGUUGAAAUAUUUCCCAAUCGAGCAGUUCCACGUCGUCGAUGGAGAUCGCCUCAUCACGGAACCGCUGCCAGAACUGCAGCUCGUGGAGAAGUUUCUCAAUCUUCCUCCAAGGAUCAGUCAAUACAAUUUAUAUUUCAACGCUACCAGAGGAUUUUACUGCUUGCGAUUUAACAUUAUCUUUAAUAAGUGCCUGGCGGGCAGCAAGGGGCGCAUUCAUCCAGAGGUGGACCCCUCUGUCAUUACCAAAUUACGUAAAUUCUUUCACCCAUUCAAUCAAAAGUUUUACCAGAUCACUGGGAGGACCUUGAACUGGCCCUAAGGUAAUACAUCAUACAACACUGUGUUGUGCCUGGGACAUCCCAUCGUCUCCGCUAGAUUGAAAUAUGCACUUUCCUAGACACGGCUACCCAAGUCAUUUUUCCAUGUAGACUUGUACAUACACUGUGUGUGACCAAAUAUCAGAUCAGUCCUUUUUCUACUGAAAAUUCGCAAAUCAAAAUUGUGCUCUGCAUAGUUGCAUCUUUUUAAGCGAUUGACAAAAAAAAGAGGUGGUGGGCUGGGGGAAAGUGGCUUCAGCAACUCCCCAGUAGUUAGUCUUCCUUUGACGUCGACAUUGUCACGCGCCAUUUCCAUAGAUUUAAGCCAAAAGAUUCAUGUGUGACAAUGUCCCAAUGGCUGUGAAGCUGCAGGAAGUAGAGGAUUCUGUUGACUCAUCUUUUUUUCCUAAGGGAAAGCUGGCUCUUCGGUUCAAAUGCUGAAUUGGGACCAUGAAAAUACUAUUUUCUUAUUAUUUAAAGAAUGUCUUAGCUCGUAAAAUUGACAUUGUUCCAAAGUUUCUGGGAUUUUGCACUAUUGUUUCUUGUAUGGACCAUGGUGUCGUCGCUGAUAGCAUGUCAUUCACCCAUUGGAAAGUCUAGUCCUUUACCGUCCAUGUUACAUGUCAACAAAGAGAAAUGUCAUGUACAUAGUGUAUAUGGCUGUAAAUACUGGUUUCACACUAAGUAAUUCUAUUUUGUAAACUGAAUAUGGCUAUUUAAUUUAUUGUGAAAAUUAAAUUUAUUGUGGUAUUUAAAAAUGGAAUGGAUUAAAAUUUA